AUGAAUGUACUUUGUAACGCUUUUGACCUUUGCUUUCUUGACGGUUUGUACACUUGUCGAUUCCGCAGUGGACACACAAACCUUUCCAAUACCACUACACAAUGUGAACAUUUUGAAAUCAGAGCUAACAAGGACUGCCCCAAUGGAUUCUUCUCAAGAUCUCGGGGGAUAUGCAAGAACAUGACAGUUCUGUCGAACAUCGCAUUAGGUAAACCUGCCACACAGUCAACAACGUAUUAUAAUGCCUCGUAUGCAGUGGAUGGCAACAGAGGAACAGAUAGUUUUGUAGACAAGUGUACAGUCACACGGAAAGGCGACAGCAAUCCGUGGUGGAGGGUGGAUCUGCAGGCUGUGUACAACAUCACAUCUGUCAGAAUAAUCAGUAGAGGGGGUAAGUAUUGGUCAAACCGACUGCGGGGUGUCACCGUCACUGUAGGACUGACAGAAUCUGAUGUCAACAUUCCCUGUGGUUUCUUUACUGGUCCCGGUACCGCGUCACAGCUGGUCGUCAUCGACUGUCCGACAUUACCACAGGGGAGAUUCGUUAAGAUCUCAAAGACAACUGAGACUCUCAUUCUUUGUGAAGUUGAUGUGUUUGGCGUCCCUGUCUGAUAUUCAUUAAAGCCGAUGACUAAGCUGAAAUGUUGCCGACUUCAGAUACAUGUAUAUUUUUUUUGCAUCUUGAGGAAAUGAUUAUCUGGUCUUAUUUAAUGUGACUUUACAAAUCGCUUCAAGUUAAAAUUCUACAUAUGUUGCCCUAUUUAUCCCUAAAUAUGUUUUUGCUUUUAAUGUUACAUGUCUUACUUUUAUUUAUAAUGCUUCUUACAUUGGAUAUAACUGUAAAGCUUUUUAAUGUACCUUUAUAC
Molecule: messenger RNA, 866 nt
Organism: Magallana angulata
Lineage: Eukaryota; Metazoa; Mollusca; Bivalvia; Ostreida; Ostreidae
Product: fucolectin-like
Exons: 4
Coding region: 1-612 (203 amino acids)
Source: RefSeq, a predicted model, not a curated record